Messenger RNA from Gongylonema pulchrum, 417 nucleotides. NCBI's taxonomy places the organism in Eukaryota, Metazoa, Nematoda, Chromadorea, Rhabditida, Gongylonematidae. The record is from the annotation of a GenBank genome assembly.
AAACGAAUUCAAGGGCGACAGUGUUCUAACGUUCGAACAGGCGAACAUAUUGAAUUUUUUGCAAAAGUAUCGUUGAAUGAAUGUCGAUCAGGCGGUGAUAUUGCGAUUUCGAUUGGCGCCUAUGGCUAUCAGACCGUUUCGGCUAUGUACAUCACACCAUUCUGUGGUUGUGACUGUGAAAAAGUACAGAAUCAGGAAAAAGGAUCACGUUUAUGCUACGGUGCUGGAGAUUUGAUAUGUGGCGUAUGCGAAUGCCAGCCUGGUAAAGGUGGUAGCCACUGUGAAUGUGACUUACAUCAAUAUGGCGUCCGGACUGCCCAGGAGCUGGAAAAUAAAUGCCGACGAACUCCGAACGAGCAGAUUUGCAGCGGUAAUGGUCAGUGCAGAUGCGGCCGUUGUGUCUGUAAUGUUGAGCAU